Messenger RNA from Oncorhynchus keta (chum salmon), 3177 nucleotides. RefSeq names its product membrane-associated guanylate kinase, WW and PDZ domain-containing protein 2-like. The coding region runs from base 1934 to 2455 and encodes 173 amino acids. Gene Ontology annotation, cellular component: cytoplasm; dendrite. Gene Ontology annotation, molecular function: SMAD binding; type II activin receptor binding; beta-1 adrenergic receptor binding. Lineage: Eukaryota; Metazoa; Chordata; Actinopteri; Salmoniformes; Salmonidae. The record is from RefSeq and is a predicted model, not a curated record. Gene Ontology annotation, biological process: signal transduction; receptor clustering. The transcript is spliced from 6 exons.
GGAGUUAUUUAGGCCAGACAGGGCAGGGCUAUUUGCUUGCAGGGUGCUCACAUCGCCCUAGGCAGUUAACCCUCGUCUUGGCCAGCCAGUAGUAAUCUACAGAUGGCUAUUUAAAGCCUCCUAUCUGAGCCCACUCUGGCUCCAUGGCAUAGCAGCCCUCUCCAUAUCAUAAGGACCCUGUUGCCAGUGUAAACGGCACAUCAACCAAGGACGUGCAUGGGAGCCAACAAACGCUGGACACCACAGCCUCUCUGUGAGAACAGGGGUGUAUUUACUGGGAACCAAAUGCCAUGUACACCAUCCUCGGAUUAUCUCCCAAUUCAUCCAGAUGAACACAGAUUACACUUCGAUCCACUUUCCUGUCAUAUUCACUGCACUCUACAAUGGCCUUGGGAUAGUCCUGUAUAAUCAGCAUUAUUUAAUGACAGUUCAUCUGUUCUCAUACGGAGAGAAAUAGAAACCGAGGGUGGCAGCAGUCUCACUUAAAGGCUUCUGAUUGUCUUUCAUUUGUCUUUUCCCUGCAUCAAUGCUCAGGGUAAACCAAAUGAAUUAAUGCAUUCAAGAAAAAGAGUAUCACAGAGACCAUAAGCGACGAGGAUACAUGUCCAGUGUUGGUGCAUCAGAUUCCAGUGCUUGGAUUCAGAUGUUAAUGUCUGAAUCCAGUAUGUAUAGAACUGUUUUCUGUCUUGCCAGAUAUCAACCCUAGCAUAUACAGUAACACUCAGGCCAAGGUGUGCUGUGAAGUGAGGUCUGGGCUGUGUGUGGUUAUGUGACAGGGACUUGUAGGCUAGCAUCCUGGACUGCAAUCAGAGACUGUUUGCAGAAGUGUCACCUGACCAUAAUGCAUGUUGACCUGGGGGAAACAAAUAAGUAAACCAGUGAAUGAAACUUUUACAAGCCAAGAACCUAAAUAAACAGAGUGGAGCCCGGGGGGGAAAUCUGCAACAACAGUAUUGAAUAUUGUAUAAAACUAACUUUGUACUGUACGGUAGCUGUGUAGCCUACCCAUUAAAUUGUAAUAUCAACUAAAAAAACUUCCUCAUUCAAACAUUUAUGGCCAUACUAGAGGACUAGUCCCAUGUGAAUAGUUGACAUACAGUAGGAGUGUCUGACAGGAGGACCAUUGUGCCACAAUAAGUGUUUGCAAUUACAUUUUGUUUUAUUCAAGCCAAAUAAAUAGGUAUUUACAUAACAACUAAGUUAGUGCCAUUACAGUGCAGGUCAAUGUUGUUACAGUAUACAAUAUCAACUGUUCAACGUAUACCAAUGUAAUUGCCAUGAAAUAAAUACAUACAUAUUGUGGAACUGAAUAGCCUACAGUGAUUUGUGUUGCUGUAGAUAUGGUCUUGAAUACACAAGUAGGCUAUAUGUAAGUGUCGCAGCAUAAAAUAGGUUUCAACAUCGAACACGAGAACAAUGGGCAUACAGAAAAUAUCCGUUUUUUUUAAUGCCACCUUCACUAUAGGCAACUCUGCAUCCUACAACUGUGGAAUUUCGGCAACAAAGUAUCCAUGUCUCUAAGAACUCUGAAAAUGUGUCUGUGAGAGAUGGAGGCGAGGCGCCUGCUUUCUGCUUCUUCCCAGGUCAGUCUGAUCUGAUGCGCGUGGCCAUGCCAGUGGAAAAUACCGUUAAUUUUCUCUCCUUCAUUUUUUCCUUUCUGCGGGAAGCUUCGGAUUUGGGAGCCGUGCCUUCUCUCCUCCUACAGACAUCACAUCCGGGUCAGUUGGCUGCAACUGUGUGUAUAGCGAGCUCAGUACAGCAACGCAGGCUGAGACAGCUGCUGUGUAUCCUGUGCUGACAUGGAUACGACCACUGGCGUUUGUUGAAACUGUUCACCAUAACAUCAAGCUGGGAAGCUAAAACCAGGGACGCCCGCGGAAAGGACCGAUAAUUUCUUGCAUGGGUGCCCUCGAGGGAUAGCCACUAUUCAGCCAUGUCCAAAAGCCUGAAGAAGAAAAACCACUGGACCAACAAAGUCUACGAGAGUGUCCUUUGCAGGAAUAAGGAAGGGGAGCUUGGGUUCGAGUUGAAGGGAGGCGCGGAGAAUGGACAGUUCCCAUAUCUUGGGGAGGUUAGGCAAGGCAAGGUGGCCUGCCAGAGCGGCAGACUGUCCCAAGAUGAACUACUCCUUGAGGUCAAUGAAACGCCAGUGGCUGGACUAACCAUCAGGGACGUACAUGCAGUGGUCAGACACAGCAAAGACCCUGUCCGCCUUAAGUGUGUCAAACAAGGGGGCGUCAUAGACAAGGACCUGCGUCACUACCUCAACCUGCGCUUCCAGAAGGCCUCAGUGGACCACGAGCUCCAGCAGAUCAUUAGAGACAACCUCUACCUCCGCACCAUACCCUCAGAGCUCAUCUAUUGUGGAGAGGAUGUGCGGAGUCUUCAGAACCACUUCGCUCUGAGAGUCGAUCAGAAGAGAGAGUCUCUACUAUUUCUAUCUGAAGAUGUUUGAGACUGAAGAUGCACCAGACUUGUGUUUUGGAGCUCCACACAGCCCAAUCAACAGAGAGUUUUUGAGAUCCACACAGCCCAAUCAACAGAGAGUUUUUGAGAUCCACACAGCCCAAUCAACAGAGAGUUUUUGAGAUCCACACAGCCCAAUCAACAGAGAGUUUUUGAGAUCCACACAGCCCAAUCAACAGAGAGUUUUUGAGAUCCACACAGCCCAAUCAACAGAGAGUUUUUGAGAUCCACACAGCCCAAUCAACAGAGAGUUUUUGAGAUCCACACAGCCCAAUCAACAGAGAGUUUUUGAGAUCCACACAGCCCAAUCAACAGAGAGUUUUUGAGAUCCACACAGCCCAAUCAACAGAGAGUUUUUGAGAUCCACACAGCCCAAUCAACAGAGAGUUUUUGAGAUCCACACAGCCCAAUCAACAGAGAGUUUUUGAGAUCCACACAGCCCAAUCAACAGAGAGUUUUUGAGAUCCACACAGCCCAAUCAACAGAGAGUUUUUGAGAUCCACACAGCCCAAUCAACAGAGUUUUUGAGAUCCACACAGCCCAAUCAACAGAGAGUUUUUGAGGUCCACACAGCCCAAUCAACAGAGAGUUUUUGAGAUCCACACAGCCCAAUCAACAGAGAGUUUUUGAGAUCCACACAGCCCAAUCAACAGAGAGUUUUUGAGAUCCACACAGCCCAAUCAACAGAGAGUUUUUGAGAUCCACACAGCC